Molecule: messenger RNA, 471 nt
Organism: Sitophilus oryzae (rice weevil)
Lineage: Eukaryota; Metazoa; Arthropoda; Insecta; Coleoptera; Curculionidae
Exons: 1
Coding region: 1-471 (156 amino acids)
Source: RefSeq, a predicted model, not a curated record
AUGCAAGGCAGGACGGCAAUAUCAAUGUUGAAUGGUGUACUGUGGGAUCAAGGAAUCUCUAAAGCUAAUAAGAAGAACAAAUAUAAUACGGUAGUGAAAAGCAUAAUAACUGACGGAAGUGAAGUAUGGCAGUUGAAAAGCAGAACAGAGAACAUGCUAUUAGCGAUAGAAAUGGAUUACUGGAGGAGAUCUGCUGGAAAAUCGAAAAGAGAACAAAUAACCAACGACAGAGUAAGAGAGAUUAUGGGAGCAGAACACACAAUUGUGGACGACAUAAGAACCAAACUACUCAUAUGGUUUGGUCAUGUGCAACGAAUGCCCCAUCACAGAAUACCAAAACAAAUUUUACUGUGGACACCUCGAGGCAGAAAUAAAAGAGAAAGGCCGCGACGAAGCUGGAUGGAGGGUGUGGAUAAAGAACUAGAAAAUAGAGAAAUACCUGAUGAUCUCUGGCUAAAUAGAGAAGAGUAG